AUGGCCAAGCAGAUUAUCAAGUUGAGGGGAGAUAUCGAUAAGUUUACUAAAGCACCUCCUGCUUUGGCCAAAAUUAAUGCUAACUGCUAUAUGGGAUCGCCGUUUGUUGACAGUCUAUACCAAAUGGAUCUACCGCACAGGUUCAGUGUGUCGAGUAUGAAGUUAUACAAUGGGACUGACGACCCAGAGGAUCAUGUGGCCCACUACAAAUUAAAGAUGGGUGCGAUUGCCAUACCGUACGGGAUGCAUGAGACGUGUAUGUGCAAAGGAUUCGGAUCAACUCUUACCGGUCCUGCUCUGCGUUGGUACAUUAACUUACCCAACGGCAGUAUUGCUUCCUUCGAGAAGCUAAUCGAGAUGUUUAUGCGAGUGGGAGAGUCUCUCCUUGAUUUUCUUUCCAGAAUAAACACGGAGAAGGUGUCUAUACCUUAUUGUGAUCCAGGGACUGCCAUUCAAGCACUUCUAAGUUGUUUACUCCCAGAUGGGGAGUUUUAUGAAGAACUCACGAAGUGUGACGUCAUGAGCUAUGAAGAAGCUCUGAUUAAAGCCACUGUGUUUGUUCGAUGGGAGGAGGAUGCGAGGAGAAAACCAUCUAAUCUUCCUAAGGAAGUGAAGCGUGAAGAUAAACGUCCUAAGAAAGAGCAAUCCACCAUUGGCGAGCCCAGUAAUAAUUGGCGCUCCCGCAACUCUGGAGCAUCUGAUUAUGCGAAAAACUGUCCAGAGUAUCCCCUUCGGAUACACCAAGUCGAGGCUGUGCAAGUCUUGAAGAAGAUGGGUAAUGACGUGAAGUGGCCGCCCAAGAAGGAAACUAACGGGUGGAAAGACCCUAAGAAGUGGUGUGAUCUUCACCAGGAUAUUGGCCACACAACUCCUGACUGUAGAGGCCUUAGGUAUGAGGAGGAUUACCUGCUGAAGAAAGGUAAUCUCAGAGAGUUAUUAUCUGAACGUGGUAGGGCCAUUUGGGAAAAGAGGAAAGUCGAUAACCCAGAGGCAUUACCGCCACCACCAAUUACUCAAACUUAUUGUGUAAUCUCUGGAGGGUCAGAGAUUAGUGGGCUGUCUCAUACCUCCGCUAGGAAUCAUGAGAAAGAAGCAGCAAACCCAGCUCCUAAAAUGGCACGGUCUGUAGGGACUUUCACUAACCAAGUGAUGGUCUUUGCUGAUGACGAAGCUACCCAACUUCUAUAUCCACACCAUGAUGCUUUGGUGCUGACACUUCAGGUUGCAAAUAUUAAUCUGAAGCGAAUCUUGAUUGACAACGGGAGUUUAGCCAACGUAUUAUUCUUGGAUGCAUACAAAGGGAUGGGAUUGAACAAGCAGACUCGGUUUUCCAUUAUCGAUUCACCUUCUACUUAUAAUGCCAUCCUGGGACGCCCUUGGUUGCACGCCAUAAGGCAGCUACAGAACCAGGCACCUGGUCUGGAACCAGAUGAGCCAGGCAUGGAGAAGCUUGAUGAGGUACAGAUCCAUCCUGACUUUCCAGAUCAUAAAGUCCUGAUUGGAGCGCAACUGCCCAUUCAUCUGUGA
This is a messenger RNA of Tripterygium wilfordii, 1527 nucleotides long. RefSeq lists its product as uncharacterized. NCBI's taxonomy places the organism in Eukaryota, Viridiplantae, Streptophyta, Magnoliopsida, Celastrales, Celastraceae. The coding region runs from base 1 to 1527 and encodes 508 amino acids. The transcript is spliced from 4 exons. The record is from RefSeq and is a predicted model, not a curated record.